UGGUUAAAGUUUAGAGCUUUUCAUUGGCUGAAGACGUGACACAUUUGGCGUUACUGCGCCAUGUCAAUGUGCAGUGUGCAACAGGACAUUGCAAAUAUUGCGUAUUAACUGCACUGACGUGUAUAUCAGUAACACAACAUGACAGAAGAGGUGGAGGAGCGAGGGUCGUGGGGAGGCAAGUUUGAGUUCCUGCUGUCCUGUGUGGGCUACGCUGUGGGUCUGGGAAACGUCUGGAGGUUCCCCUACCUCUGCUACAGGAAUGGAGGAGCCACGUUCCUCAUCCCGUACGUCAUCAUGUUGGUGGUGGCUGGUCUGCCGUUAUUCUUCCUGGAGCUAGCCGCAGGUCAGUUCGCCUCCGAGGGGCCGAUCACAGUGUGGAAGGUCAGCCCGGCGUUCCAUGGUAUCGGAUUUGCCAUGGUGACCAUCAGCGGAAUGGUGUCCAUCUACUACAACGUCAUCAUCAUGUACGCCAUAUACUACAUGUUUGCCAGCUUCGUCCACCUCGACGACACCGUACCCUGGGACGGGUGUAACAACACGUGGAACACUAAACUCUGCAGAUCCAGCUUCCCGGCUCUUGAUGUAAUGAAUGAAACUAACAAGUUGGAUACCCUCUACGAUCAACUGUACAACACAUCAUGUGUUCACGAGCUCCUUGGAAACUUCUCUGACAAAUACAACACCAGUUUCACCAACAUAUCACAGCUGAACACCACAAUCGUCCAGGAUAAAUUCACCGAUGGUUGCAAACUACGAUUCUUCUCACCUAGCGCCGAAUACUGGGAGCGGUAUGUCCUCCGUCUUCACGAAUCUGAUGGUUUUGAAGACAUUGGUGGCGUCAGCUUGAAGAACGCAGUCUGUCUGUUUUUGGCUUGGCUCCUCAUAUUCGCCUGUCUCAUGAAGGGAGUGAAAUCAUCCGGCAAGGUCGUGUACUUCACCGCCACCUUCCCCUACAUCAUCCUCGUGGUCCUGCUGAUCCGAGGCCUGACUCUGGAGGGAUACGAGAAGGGCAUUACAUUCUACAUGACUCCACAGCUCCACAGGCUGACGGAGGCAAAGGUAUGGGGAGAUGCAGCCACUCAGAUCUUCUACUCCCUGGGUGCUGGAUUCGGAGGGCUGUUGACCAUGUCCAGUUUCAACAAGUUUAAGAACAACUGUGAACGAGAUGCCCUCAUCGUCGCCAUCAUCAACUGUGGCACCAGUGUGUUCGCCGGCUUUGCCGUCUUCUCCCUCCUGGGUUUCAUGGCGCACAGCACCAACCAGGACGUGGAGAGCGUGGUCGACCAAGGUCCUGGUCUUGCUUUCAUUGCCUACCCAGAAGGCAUAUCUAAACUUCCGGUGUCACCACUGUGGGCCUUCCUGUUCUUCUUCAUGCUGCUGACCCUUGGUUUGGACAGUCAGUUUGCCAUGGUGGAGACGCUGAUCAGCGGCAUCAGUGACGUCUUCCCACGUGUCCUGAGGAAGCAUAAAGUUCUCUUCACUGCCAUCUGCUGUCUGAUUGGCUUUCUUCUCGGGCUGCCCCAAGUGACAAAGGGUGGUAUUUAUAUGCUGACACUGAUGGACUGGUACACUGGCAGCUACAACCUGAUGCUGGUGGCUCUGUCGGAGAUCAUCUGCCUCAUGUAUGUCUAUCCUUUGGUGGGUUGGUUCUGGCCACAGCACCAAGGUAAACGAACUAUCGUCCCGUUCUUGGAGGACAUCAAGAUGAUGAUUGGCCACAAACCCAACCCAUACUGGGUCAUCAACUGGGUCUUCCUGACCCCUGUCGUCAUCCUUUUCAUCGUGAUCGUGUCGGCCACUCAGUACGCCCCUGCCAACUACGGAGACUACGAGUUCCCCCCGUGGGCUGAAGGCAUUGGCUGGUGCAUGGUUCUCGCCCCUGUUGCUAUGAUACUCCUCGUCAUGUUAAUUCAGAUAAUAAGACUCGGCCCGCUGAAAGCGUUCAGCCCAACAAGAAGCUGGGGACCUGCCAAUCCCGAGGAUCGAACAGGGAAAUACGCAAGCCUUGGCCAUGCUAAUGGUAUCAAGAAACCCUACACCGUUAACGUCCAGAACGGCAGCUCCCCUCCCUACAAUGGCGGCAUAGAAAACAAAGCCUUCUCAUGUAGAAUGUAGCUUGAUCUUAGCAAGGGCUCAUGCUAAGAGUAACUUGCAACAUCAUUUAGUAUUUGCAUUGAAAAGACAGAUCUACGUUGCGUAGCUUCAAAUGUCGUCAUCCAAGUGUCGAAAAUAACCUUAAUCCAAAGCCCAUGACAUUUAAAUAAUUAAUCCACAUUAAUCCGCCUUAAUAAUGACGGACUGGUUCAUGUGAAAUGCGGAAAGUAGUCUGUGUAUGUUAACGUAAUCGAAGUUAAUGGUGCAGCCACAUUUCAAUUAAACUUUACCUUGUGCCAAUCUUUUAAACGUAAACCGAGUCCCACUAUUGACGUGGAAUGUACCAAGUAACAACGUUCCCAUGGAAGCUACAUGUACGAAAAUAUCUGUAGUAGAUAGCUCUUACAUUACACUUCUGUAAUUAGCAAUGUUCAAUUUUAACCUUUUGCAACUGAACAUUUCUUAGAAAUCUUCGAUGUUUGGAAUGUUAGAAUAACUCACUUUAAGGUAAUGCUUCAAAUAAUGGUGCCAUUGCAUCAUCUUUUGACGUCACACAAAUUGAUGCUCAUCCGUCACAUAUAGGUAGAUUAUAAGUGUUACACCACAAAUAUCACAUCUAAAGCUUUGCAGACCAUGGUAUACAUACAAAAUAUUACACGACACAGUUUUCGUUAUCACUGUGUGAUAUUAUUUUAUGUUUCAUAUAUCUAGUGUAUAGUGUUCUGUCUGGUGUAUAAUGCCCUGUCUUGUGUAUAGUGUUCUGUCUUGUGUAAAAAGUCGUCUAUGUUUUAUUUGCCUUGCUCGCGAGUUUCAACAAAGUGCUCAACGUGUAGUGUUUCGCCAGAUAUUUUUCCUUAAUGUCCUCAUUUGUGUUUUUCUACAUGUAUAUACCUUUUACUACCGCUUCAGUUAAAAAGCCUAAUCUGCCCCUUUGGAAGCACCAUGUCUCUCAUUUUAAAUCGUCUUUUCUCGUUAUUUCACUUGUUUAAUUUUUUUUCUCUCGAAACAUCGAAUACUUUCCCGUUAUAAAUAACGAAUAACGAGAAAGAAAUCGAAAUUUCCAGAAAAUAAUCGAAAAUAAUUGUUUAAGAUAUACUCACGGUAAACUCCUAGGCCCAACCCCCUCCCUUGAAUUUCAAAUGGUCGGUCCCUAAAUCAUUGUAAAUUGUCUAAACAUCUUGUCCUUCGCAUAAAUCUUUGGCAGCGAUUCAAAGAUAUGAGAAGCUUUUCCUUUGUGGGUAUAUCCUUCAGACUGUAUUUGUAAACUCUGGAAACCCAUGCCUGGUUACUCCCCAUGCUGUGUCAGGAUCCGUUCGUCGUGGGUGCGAAUCCCACCAUUGCCCCAAUUAUGUUGUUUCUCAGAAUCAUACUGUCUGUGGGAUUUACCAAAACAUAAAUCAUUUAGAGUUUCCACUCCGACUGCAACACCCACUUUGAGCUGACUUGAUCCACCACCUGGUGUACAGUUCCAGGCGGUUUCACCCAUCACCACGCUGACUUGAUCCACCAACUGGUGUACAGUUCCAAGCGGUUUCACCCAUCACCACCGCACUGACACAGACACUUCACUUUGUCUUCAUGUACUUAUAUGACUGAUAUCUUUUAUAUAAUCUUACGCUCGCCUACGUGUUCACAUUCUUGAUGUUAUGAUAAUGAGCUGUUCAUGUCUACCCUGUAUACUAUUCAAGUGUGAAGGAGCCAAGUGUAAUUCUGAUGAAAAGUUUCCGGGUUUUAGAACUCAUUCAAUUAAUUCACCUUUCAUUGUUUUUUUUAGUCUUUGCGAUAUUAAAGAUGUCAACCAUCGCUUCCUUAAA
Haliotis rufescens (red abalone) is the source of this 3908-nucleotide messenger RNA. Its product is annotated as sodium-dependent proline transporter-like. The transcript has 15 exons. Gene Ontology annotation, molecular function: L-proline transmembrane transporter activity. The record is from RefSeq and is a predicted model, not a curated record. Gene Ontology annotation, biological process: sodium ion transmembrane transport. Bases 139 to 2115 code for a protein of 658 amino acids. Gene Ontology annotation, cellular component: membrane. NCBI's taxonomy places the organism in Eukaryota, Metazoa, Mollusca, Gastropoda, Lepetellida, Haliotidae.